Molecule: messenger RNA, 1988 nt
Organism: Porites lobata
Lineage: Eukaryota; Metazoa; Cnidaria; Anthozoa; Scleractinia; Poritidae
Source: the annotation of a GenBank genome assembly
AUGUUAGCAAGCUUCCAUUGCUCAGGGACUCUCCUUAGACUAAACGAUCUGUUCAACAAAAGGGCUAAAGGUGUAGACAAUUCUUCAGAACAAGCUUUGAGAAUACGAGCAGGGACAUUAUCUGCACCAGUUACCUUGGUGAUGUCAAGAUUUUGUAAAAUUCAGUACACUGUAUCGACUAAAACAUACCUGAUGAUAUGCCAUUCUUCAAAACCGCAAACUUGAUUUUCACCCUGCUUUGAGCGUUUUCUAAAUACACUUGAACUGAGAUGUUACCGGACGAACCAAACUGUACAUCCAACAAAUUCUCUGUAGCGAAAGGCACGCACCCUCGUUGAUGCAAAACCUCGGUACCUACUCCAUCAGUGAUUUUCACAUAUUCCCUGUGUGAUAAAAACAAAAUAUGACAAUUAAUAACAGCUAAAAUAUCUGAAUGGCAAUGAAAAUGACAAUAAUACAUAGUAAUGACAAUACACAGUGAUCAUUGGUAGUGAUAAAAAGCGGUUUAGAAAAGUUAAUCAGUGUAACGUCAGGAAACAUCAGCUUCCAGGAAGUUUAAAAGACAACGUUGCUGGGAAUGACACAUCGGAAGGUCCUUUCAAUCAAGUGCUAGCGUUUUGAUAGACAAUACAUGUGCAGCAAAAAUAUCUUUACUUCACACUUCUAGGGAUAUUACUUUUCUUUUCAAGCAAGGUUAUCAUCAGCUGUUCAGAUUCACAAAGAGGGUAAAAAGGAAAAAAAAUUAUUUGUAGACAAUCGAAAAGUACAGCAGAGCUGAUGUGGUCGUGUUAAAACUAAAAGUAUUAUGAAAAUCGUUAUCAAAAGUAAUCAAUAAUACUAUGUACAAUAAAAUUCACGACCUAAAAAUAUUUAAUUAAAAAAGCUGAAUUUCCAGUGUCCUUUUAAAAGAGUCAAAACUUGGUAAUUCUUCUGUGUGAGUCUCCAGAGAGUUCCAUGCUUUGCAGCAGCUGGACUUACGAAGUAGUAUUGUCUUAGGGAAAGGUAUAUCAGACGUAAUCUUUCUUCGUAAAUUAUAACUGCAGUCGUACUUUUUAGUUUCGGGAGCAGGUUGGUAAAAACAACUUAUGGGCCAGUAAUAACAACUUAUGAUCAUAUAGAUUAUUGAAUGAAAACCAGUUCGCAUGAUGUAGCUAUUCUAGCACCUUGUCGCUUGACGUGUACCCGAAUUUAAACCAAAGAUAAUCUUAGCAGCCCGAACAUGGAUUUUUUCCAGGUCCCCAAAUAGGGUUUUUCCGCAAGAAUCCCACACAACUAAAGCUUGAGUAAAACGAUCAGGAAAUAAAAAGCAAUUCCGGCUGACUUUAGUAGGUAAAAACAAAACAAAACAAAACAAAAAUGUGACUUAUUCUUAUUCAUUUCGUUAGUUACAAGAAUUUACUACGUCAUUAAGUUUACCUGCAAGAGACGAGAUAUGAUUCUCGUACAGAGAGCAAAGCCACGGCCUGGGAUAUACUGUAACUUAGUAUGGUCCACUGACAUAUUUCAUAGUAGCUGUUUGUGCCAUUAACCUCAAUAUCACCAAACGUACUAUUUAUGGUCCUGGAACAACCUUAGAAAGGAAAAUUUCAAGGAAGAACGUUUAAUGAUGAUGAUGAUGAUGAUGAUUAUUAUUAUCAUUAUUAUUGUUGUUGUUGUUGUUAGUGGUAGUAGCUGCAGCAGCAGCAGUAGCAGUGGCAGUGGCAGUGGCAGUGGCAGUGGCAGUGGCAGUGGCAGUGGCAGGGGCAGUGGCAGGGGCAGUGGCAGUGGCAGUGGCAGUGGCAGUGGCAGUGGCAGUGGCAGUGGCAGUGGCAGUGGCAGUGGUAGUGGUAGUGGUAGUGGUAGUGGUAGUGGUAGUGGUAGUGGUAGUGGUAGUGGUAGUGGUAGUGGUAGUGGUAGUGGUAGUGGUAGUGGUAGUAGUAGUAGUAGUAGUAGUAGUAGUAGUAGUUGUAAUGGUAAUAGGACUGAGUGGAGUCCAAUUCGGGCUGUAA